Molecule: messenger RNA, 1113 nt
Organism: Oreochromis niloticus (Nile tilapia)
Lineage: Eukaryota; Metazoa; Chordata; Actinopteri; Cichliformes; Cichlidae
Product: programmed cell death 1 ligand 1-like
Exons: 3
Coding region: 156-665 (169 amino acids)
Biological process (GO): cellular response to lipopolysaccharide; T cell costimulation; cell surface receptor signaling pathway
Cellular component (GO): external side of plasma membrane
Source: RefSeq, a predicted model, not a curated record
CAAGAGAAAAAGGCAAUGAGCUGCUGUAAAUGGACACACUGAUUCUCACACGCUGACACUUUGAGGUUAAAGAAAAAACCUGAAUCUAGUCAAGUUUUAAUACCAUCAUCCGUUGGACAUUUCUAAUAAUCUGUGUGUGGGCUAGAUAAGCAGAAAUGUGUGCUGGGACAUCUGCGUCUCUCUGCUGGACUUUGCUCUCUGUCUGCAUCCUGUUUGUUGCUGCAGACUCGAUAAGCAUCACAGCCGAAUCUGGUCAAACUGUCACUCUGCUGUGUCGAGCUCAAAGCAACAAGCCCAUCGACACUGUAACAUGGAGCAGAUCUGACAUAACAGACGAAAAUGUCCUGAAGUACCACGGUCAGCAACUUCUUCUAUCAUACCAGCAUCCAUCUUUUAAGAACCGGGUGGAUCUGCAGGACAGACAGAUGAAGGAUGGAGACGUGUCUCUGAUUCUGAAGGACGUGACGAUUAAUGACGCUGGAACGUACGAGUGUCGUGUCAUUCAGAGAGGAAUAAACCAAGAGAAGCUCAUCAGCAGCAUCACCCUGAGUGUUGUUGAUCCUCCAGAUGAGCAAGGUGUACCUGUUGGAGUGAUAAUCGGUGCGUCAGCAGGAGCUGCAGCUGUCCUCGCUUUUAUUGCUGGUGGUAUUUGGAUGCUUUCGUGAGCUACAGAAAACACAAAGAGCAGUUUUAUCAGAAUUCAAACCAUCUUCCUGUUAAUCUAAAAAUUAAAACAAAUCAUUCAAUAACUGAACUGUGAGCUUUCUGUGCUUCUUGUCUGAGCAGUUAUACGUAGCGAUGGAUGUACAAUCAUCACACCAUGCUCACUCUCAUCAGACAUAAGGUGUUGUUGCCACAUAAUCAAUAAGGACUAAUUUAUUAAUCAGACAAAAUCAUAUCUGAAAAGUCAUAAAUUCAUCAAAACCAAGGUGUUAUUCUCAGUGUUUCUCUCUAUCGUCUUUCUUUUGUCUGUAAUUUGUCUUAAUUUCAUCAGGUUUUUUUCAUCAGUAAAAUUGUGUUUCAACCAUGAAUUAAUGUUCUGUAUGUGACAGUAUGAAAAUUAAUGAAUUUAAAUGUUUUAGCUUCUAUUUGGAAUCAUGUGAGUGUUUCACA